AUGGCUUCCAACAUCACUUUCACCGGGGUCCUCAACUUCAACUACGCGCCCAAGGUGGUUGAAGUUGACGGCAUCCCCUCCCACCAUCCCGUCAAGGAGAGCUGCCAGCCUUGCUACGGGAUGAAGGUCAAGUGCAGCGGCCACAAUGACAGGGCCCGGCCCUGCCAUCAGUGCAUGACACGCCCCAGCGUGGAAUGCUUCUUUACCCGGUCCAAGCGACCCGUCCGGAGGGGGGCUAACAACGCCGCCGUCCCUGCCGCCUUCCCUCCCGCCGCCCCUUCUGCUGUCCCGGCCGCCGCGUUCCCCGCAGUGGCAGCCCCUGCCUUGGUCUCCUUCUCUCAAGGACCAGUGGCUAUCCCCGCCGCUCCUCCCGCCAUCCCUGGCUUCCCCGCGCCCCCGACGGCCAUGUCCGGUCCCCUUGGCGUUGCGACUCACGGCGCCAAUCCUGCCGACCUCGCCUGGGGCACCCUUGGCCCCUUCCCAGGGGCAACCAACCUCGUGCAGGCUGCUGCUGCAGCUCCUGCCGCCUCCAUCUCGCUUGCGCCCGGCCCUCCGCGCCCGCCCGGUCCCGUGCCCCCGUCCCAGUCCCGGCUGCGGCGGUUCGGCUGCGAGAUCCACCGGGACCUGUACGACGAGCCGCUGGAGCUCUCGCGGCUCGUCAACGCGCCCCAGCACGCGGCGGUCCCAUACUCGGCCGACUCGCUGCUGGGCCAGAACUCGGCCUCGCUCAGGUCGUGCUGGCUGGUCGUCGACUGCCCCCGCUGCGUCGCCCGCCCGGAGGUCGUCGCGGCCACGUACGAGGUCGCGCUCGAGAUGUACACCAUCUACGAGCGCGUCGCCCGCAUCGCCGCCAAUCCCGAGCCAGAGCCCGAGCCCGAGCCCGACCCCACCUUCCCUGCCGCCGCCGCCGUCGUCUCCGGCCCCUUCGCGCUGCCGUCCCCGCCGCCCUCGCCCUUGCUGCCGCUGCCGCUGCGGUUGAGCCGCGACGCCGAGGAGUUCGACUGCCUCGCCGAGCGCGUCGCCGUCCUGCUCGCCCCCUACGACCAGGACGGGGCUGUCGAGCUUUGGAACCGGGCAAAGAACCUCCGGGUAAUUGCCGGUUGGGAGACGGACGAGUCGGGGGAGGAAACGGGUGGGAUCGAGGAGGAGAUUCAGGAUUGGGUUGGCGAGGAAGAGGGGAACUUGCCGUGGUCUGGUGAGGUGGAUAUGGGCCUGUAA
Messenger RNA from Thermothelomyces thermophilus ATCC 42464, 1218 nucleotides. RefSeq lists its product as uncharacterized. Lineage: Eukaryota; Fungi; Ascomycota; Sordariomycetes; Sordariales; Chaetomiaceae. The record is from RefSeq and is a predicted model, not a curated record. Gene Ontology annotation, molecular function: DNA-binding transcription factor activity, RNA polymerase II-specific; zinc ion binding. Bases 1 to 1218 code for a protein of 405 amino acids. Gene Ontology annotation, biological process: regulation of DNA-templated transcription. The transcript has a single exon.